Messenger RNA from Mollisia scopiformis, 1957 nucleotides. RefSeq lists its product as uncharacterized. Lineage: Eukaryota; Fungi; Ascomycota; Leotiomycetes; Helotiales; Mollisiaceae. The record is from RefSeq and is a predicted model, not a curated record. The transcript is spliced from 5 exons. The coding region runs from base 141 to 1673 and encodes 510 amino acids.
AAGCUGAGUGCUGAUCAUGAGAGACUUUUCUUCGAAGGUUUUAAAAGCCGAGGACUUUGGCGGUAUGAACGACAAAGACAAUCUAGAUCGAAUAUCCUUCGGCAAUCCUUCGCCCAUACAAUUCCAUCAUUGUUACCGACAUGCCUCCAGAAAGCUUCAAAGUUGAGGGCGCAUUUGACCCGAAACCAUCCACUGCGAGAACAAAGACUUGGUCAUCACGAGUAACUGGAGGUCUACCAGAUUUUGGAUUCUAUAGAACGUCGACUGUUGAUACCCUGACUGAAUAUAACGAAGGAAAGCAGUUUGCAGAGAAUUCAAUUGCCCUCACAGACGACGAAAGACAGAAACAAGAUGCGUUGAUACGCUCCCUCGUGGCCGGCGCAAGCAUCAAAGGUGUUCUCGCAACUGCUUCCUGCUGGUACGGUGCAUAUCUCCACUCGAAGAUAAAGCAACACUGGAUCUUGCUAUCGAGAGUUUUAACAGGACUGAAAGACGAUUCCAUAGGAUUGGAAAAAGGCAACUUGGGUGUGGUAUACCACUUUCUACACGAGAUCGCCAAGCUAUUGAUGUCCACGGAAGAGCUCGCUUUGGUGGCCAUUGUAGAUGAGUUGGACAAUGCGAACCUUCUAAAACCACAGCUCGACGAAGAGCGCGCACUUCCCAAUCAGGCAGUAUGGGUAGCAGUAGGAUGGCUGACGAUGCUGUACGAAGCAGCCACCCAUCCAAAACCAGACAAGCUCGAGAUUACUCGAACGUCCACAAGCUUAUCGGGGUAUCGAAAUCAACUCUUCAGUCGCAAAUACUUCAAUUAUAAACAGGGGUUUGAUUACGUCGAUGUGCCCCUGUAUCGCCUGAUCAGCAAAUUCGGAGACUUGAUACCAGACGUUCCAACACCGCUGCCAUACCAUCGAGCAUCAGAGACAAUCAAGGUGUCAUCCGUAUGCUUCAGUACUAUACAGAACCUCGCAGAUCUCAAAGUGGAGUUUGUCACCUCACUCGCCCUACAUCUUGAAUUAGAUAGCAGCAGGAAGACACUAAAGAUAUUCCAAUUUCCCUCGUUCUGCCGGAUGAUGAUGGCAGGCGAAGGAGACAACACUCUCACCCGAAUUCUCAACAACAACGCUGCAAGAGGAACUCAAGACGUCACAGAGCCACAGGUCUCAUCGGAAGACUUCUUCAGAGAGAUCCUCCUCUCCUUCCGUCUUAUCUUUGGGCAGGACGAACGCUCCUGGAAAGCUUUCUCACGAGCAGUUCCUGCCUGGGAAGAGCGAGUAGAGCUCUCUACAAGUCCAUCAUGGGAAUCCAACUGGGAUUGCGAUCCCUUGCUCCACGUUCUCUGCGGUCGAAGUGCCGAGUCCUCUGAGGCUAGGAAGUUGUAUGAUGAGGUCGAUGCCAAUGAACCGACGAGUAACUACAUUCCGCAUGCAGAUUUCAAGUACUUUGGGAAGAGGUUGCUGGAUUUGCAGGAUUUCAUCGACCAGCAUCAGCCGAAGAAUGUGAGGGGACUGUUGAAUGAUAGACGCGAUGUGGCGGCUUGGUACACGCUUUGGAACAACCAGCUUUUGAUAUUAUUCGCUUCCAUUACGAUAUUCCUGAUGAUCGUCUCUCUGAUUUUCCAGAUUUACCAAACCUGGUUGACAAAGGAACAACUAAAUCAAGGCUCGUCUCCAUAAAGAAAUGUCGGAAAGUGGUACUGAAUGCUAGGAAAUUCUAUCUAGAUUGAAGAUACAUUGUAGGUCAGUGUCAUUCCGGAGUAUUUGGGUCUAAGUCAGUUGAAAAAGCAAAAGCUGGAGAGCGUAAAAAGUGUGGUUGCGGGGUACAGCCCUUUGACGAACCCAAUUUAAGUAGAAUGGGACAAUCUGCGAAGCUGGAUUAUAGAGUGGCUCAGGUCGUGGGGAAGCUUAUCAUGUCUAUACAAAAAUGAAGUCAUUUGUCAUAUGCUACAAGUUGUCUGGAG